UUGUUUAGGUUCCUCAGUAGUAAUUCCGAAGCUCUUUAUGGCACAAAACCAUGGAUUCAUCAGAAUGAUACUGGAAACGUCUGGUACACAUCACGUGUCUCUUCAGUAGACUUGCCUAAAAACAGGCUAUUCAAUCCCCAAAUUGAAGGAGAAACCACGAUAUAUGCAUGGGUACUAGAUAUGCCAACAAUGGAUCUGGAAUUGAAGAACGUGAAAACAACGGAUGAGACAAAGGUAACCUUCCUCGGUACCGAUGUCUCAUUCAAACCAGGAUCCCAAUCUACCCUGUUGAUCAAAUUCGACAACAUUCCAUGGCGGCACUUACUUCGUAACGAUGUUAUGGUCUUGAAAAUUGAGAACGCCGCAUCGCAAAUGCGUGUUCCACAUAAAGGUGAUCAUCGUGGUAAAUCAAGGACAAACGCAAGGAAAUUCGUCGAUUUUCGAUGGGCAUACGAUGCCUUAUAA
Messenger RNA from Strongylus vulgaris, 465 nucleotides. Lineage: Eukaryota; Metazoa; Nematoda; Chromadorea; Rhabditida; Strongylidae. The record is from the annotation of a GenBank genome assembly.